This is a messenger RNA of Pseudophryne corroboree (corroboree frog), 13533 nucleotides long. RefSeq names its product coiled-coil domain containing 177 (gene CCDC177). The record is from RefSeq and is a predicted model, not a curated record. The transcript is spliced from 2 exons. The coding region runs from base 129 to 2156 and encodes 675 amino acids. Lineage: Eukaryota; Metazoa; Chordata; Amphibia; Anura; Myobatrachidae.
UGCUGAUUGCUGGCUGUUGUGAGCAGCUGCCUCUUCCUGCUAUCUGCUUGCUGUCCAUUGCUGUGGUGCUGAAAUCUCUCUCCUAAACACACCCGACAGUUGUUCUUGAAUUGGGAAAUGAAGGUAUAAUGAUGGCUGAACCCACAGACGAUCCAGGAGGGGAUGAGGCCUCAGGGGGAGCAUCUGUGCGGCAGAGAGAGCAUUCUCCAAUGUUGCACCUGGACCUUUAUAACUUUGAGUCCCCAGAUGCAGAAGGAAGUCGUUAUGUGCUGACUAGUCCCCGCUCACUGGAGGCCUGUGCUCGCUGUAUGGUGAAACCUGUAGAAUUACUAUCUAGAAGUCUAUCUGAUCUAGUUAAAGAGGCUCCAGGGCGAUCCAUGCGAGUAGCAACUGGUCUUUGUGAGGUGUACGAGAUAGAAAGACAAAGAAAGCUAAAGAUGUGCAGGGAGGAAAGGGAACGGAUUAUACGUCAAGAGAAGAGGAGAAUUCUACCCUUGGUGCUGAGCAGCAACCUAAGCUCACCAUCAAGCUCAAAAGUGCCUUCUCGGGCUGAACCAGCAUCUGCUACAGAACCUAAAAGAUCUGAUACACUACCUUACAUGGAUCCUCAAAGACGUAAAAAAACACUUUCCAAUGAUACUGAUAGCUACCAAUCCCUACCUUCCAAAGUCACCCAAAGACGUAAUCCUCCUAUCCGCAAAAAGCAAUAUGCCACAGUGUCCAAGACUCAAAAAUGCUCCCAAUCUGAAGAUGCUCAGGGCACUGCUGAUGCAGUGAUCACAGACUCUACUCAUCCUGUCCAAAGAAAGAGUAAAAGUCAGUCUUUGGACUCCCUGCAGAAGAUGAGAGAUGGUGCCUCUGGUAGAACCUCCUCCGAGUCUAUAACAUCUUCCUACAGUGGGGACAGCUCUCGUGGCAGGACAGCACAGUUUAUCCCAAAGUCCAGAACCCUGGACACAGUUAAUUCUCUCUUGGGUAGGAGUUUUAGUCUUGGAGAUCUCAGUCAUUCACCCCAGACAACUAAGAAAGUUGAGAAAAUGGUAAAGGAGGUGAAGAAGAAAGGGAUUCAAGAAUUGCCUCAGAGAGAUAAGAAGAUUGCAGCAAUUAUGAUUGCCAAACAUGAAGAGGAAAACAUCAGGAACGAGCAGCGUUACUGGGCUCACCUACAGUGGGAAACCCAGCGAAGGACUUCAAAUAUAAGAAAGGAGUAUGAGGAAAGGGAGAGACAAAGAGCUAUACUACAAGGACAAAGAAUGCUGGAGUCUCAAGUCAGAAACAGGCGUAAUAAAAUAUCAACAGAGAAUUUGCUCCAUGAGGAGCAGUGGGAAGGAGAGGUGGAAAAACUCAAACGGGAGAAGAUGGUAAAAGGCAAAGUUGAAGGCAAACAAAAGAACUCCAACCAGGUGAAAAGUCAGAAGUCCAAACAACAGAAAAAAAAUGAUGAUCUGGAGCAAAAUGAUGAGUUACUGGAAGAUAAAUUGCUUUUAGCACAGAGUAAGAAACAGGAGAAGGCACAACAACUACAGGUCAACAAAAUACUGCAGAACAAAAUAGAGAAAAUUAAGCACCAGGCACUUCUUCAGGAGUUAGCCCAAAGAGAGGAGUCUGAUAAUGAGGAGCGCAGAAGGACACUUGAGAAAAACCUUCAUAGAACACAGGAAAACGUGGAGCUGCUACUUGGGAAAAGAAACCAAGAACUGAAGAACAGAGCAGAGAGGGAAGAGCUUCAAACCCAGAAAACAAGACAGGCAGCAGAACGGAGAGAGAAGGAGCGUGCAGAGCAUUUAAUUGAACUGGCCAGGGCUGCUGAUAGGAGACUGCAGCAUGCUGCACAAGUAGCCGAUGAAGUAGUGCAGCACAAAGCAAGAAAAGCUGUGGAAAGCCGAUUGGAAAAGGAGAAGGUCCAGAGGGAAAAUCGUCAAAAAGUACUGAAAAGCGAGGAUGUGAAAAGACAGGAACUGCUUAUGUCCAUAGAAAAGAAGUUAGAGCGCAGUGAACAGCUCUUUAAGGAGAAACAGUCUGUGCUUGAAAAUGCACGGUCUGUAGCCAGGGCUUCUUUCAAUUUUCGGGAUAGAGUACGAUCAGAAACAAACACACGUACUUUUGAUAAGAUGGCUCUGGAAGCAGAACUAUAUGCUACCAUUGAUAAAAAAUGAGGUUUCCAGGGUCCGUAGGAACAUACAUUCACCUCUAUGCCAGCUUCUCUUGUUGCAGUAUUCUGGUAUGACAGGACCUCACAGAAUGCUCUCAGACAUCUUCUAAACCACCAGGCAGAUGCAGCAGUAAUGUAUUAAUAUGUUAGAGACAAAAAACAAAGACCUUCCUCAAGGUCAGUAUUAUAUGCAUUAAGGGCAGAACUCACUUCUUUUAUUUAAUUCCCACAUCUAUCAAGUUUAUGGCUAUCAUCAAUGGUAAAAGCAAAUUAUGACUAAUUGUAUUCCCAUUAACAUUUUAUCUUAACAUAAAAUUGAGUGGUUGGAAAUAGGAGCAAGAAAGUUUCCUCAAAAGACAUUUACCAGUGCACGUACACUUCCAGCUAAGUAGGACCUUGCAUUAAGGCAAGAAUGGUACUAUUUAGCAUGUGCAAGACAAGCUGACAUGUGACAACUGUGGCACGCAAAAAGUGUAAUAAGUCUAUACAUCACAAGUAUAGCUUUGUGUUGAAAUAUGGGGUGACACUUAACAAGUAUAUCAUGACUGUACAGGACAGGUUGAUAAACAAGUUCAUGUAGAGCAGGCCUGCCCAACCUGUGGCUCUCCAGGUGUUAGGAAACUACAAGUCUCCACAUGCCUUGUCACAGUUUUCCUAUUAGGGAAUGCUGAAACUUUGGCAGGGCAUGCUGGGAUGUGUAGUUUCACAACAGCUGGAGAGCCUCAGGUUGCCCAGGCCUUAUAUAGAGUCUUCGUAAUUUUCCUCUUCACUGUACAAACUAUGGGGGUUAUUUAGAGUUGUUAGCAAAUAAAAAAGGUUAGCAAAUUGGGCAAAACCAUUCUGUACUGCAGGUGGGGCAGAUGUAACAUGUGCAGAGAGAGUUGGAUUUGGGUGUGGUGUGUUCAAACUGAAAUCUAAAUUGCAGUAUAAAAAUAAAGCAGCCAGUAUUUGCAAUGCACAGAAACAAUAUAACCCACCCAAAUCUAACUCUCUCUGCACAUGUUACACAUGCCACACCUGUAGUGUAAUAUGGUUUUUGCACAAAUGCUAACUUUUUUUGGUUUGCUAGCAACUCUGAAUAAACCCCUAUACCAGUGAUCACUUGCAGAUCACUCAGUAAUCAGAAGCACGGGGAAACAAACUACAGCUAUUUAUUUAUUAUGUUGUAAAUGGAUGUGUCUCUGAAUGUGAAGUCAUCCUGUUUUCAGAGUUCUUUGUCUUAUUUUUACUUAACAGAUCAUUUAAAAACAUAUAGUCCAUAAUUUACAUGUCAGGCUCGGGUUGUGCAUAUGUAACUUCAUAAACCUUGGCUUUCAUGCAGGGGUGUAGCAGGGUGGCUCCAGUGGAGCGCGAGCUCCGGGUGCUGGAAAAGUUAGAGGGCGCGUAGCCACUUGCACCCUUCUCUCCAUCCACUAUACCACGAGCCACUGUACAGGCAGCUGCAGAGCAGGAGAAGCAGAAGGGCGCACACUGACUCGGAGACUAUGUAGGGAACAGGGCAGGCCAUAGGCGACAGCAGGAGACACGGACAACCAGCACAUGCCGGAGCUCUGCUGCCCUCUUUAUAUGUCUCAGUGUCUGCGUGUAGCUGUGCAGCAGGGUUACUUCUGUUCUUCUAUACUACUCUCUGCCCCAGCAGCUGCAGCACCUCUUUCUGCCCCUGCUGCUGCAGCACCUCUCUCUGUCACAGCUGCUGCUGCAGCACCUCUCUCUGUUCCGGCUGCUGCUGCAGCACCUCUCUCUGUUCCGGCUGCUGCUGCAGAUUAACAUGUAUUAGCGGCUCUACUGUGGUGUAACAUGUAUAAAUGGCUCUACUGUGGCGUAACAUGUAUAAGAGGCUUUACUGUGUGGUGUAACGUGUAUAAGGGGCUCUACUGUGUGGCGUAAAGUGACUAACAGACACAAUUUUGGUGUAAUGUGAAUAACGGACAAUACUGUAAGGUGCAAUCUGAAUUGGAACUAUUCUGUGGCCACAACCAUUCCCAUGAAGCCAGGCCCCUAUAUGUUUGUUGCGCGCCUUAGGUGCGUACUGACCCUAUUUUAAACAUGGGGGAAACGUUUGCCCUAAGAUCAACAAGGUCUAGAACCGACCCUGUCACCAAUUUAGAAUUUUUAAAUAUUUUUUCUUUUCAAAUGUAACAUGCCCACAAUUCAAUACAGGGUAGGGAGUGCCGAAACAUACCCUUGCUCCGGGCACCAUGGCACCUAGCUACGGGUGUAGUAUGGUAUGCCGGCGGCCGGGCUCCCGGCGACCAGCAAACCAGCGCCGGGAGCCCGACCACCGGCAUACCGACAGCAUGGUGAGCACAAAUGAGCCCCUAGCGGGCACGGUGGCGCGCUACGCUAUUUAUUCUCCCUCCAGGGGGGUCGUGGACCCCACGAGGGAGAAUAUCUGUCGGUAUGCCGGGUGUCGGGAUUCCGGCGCCGGUAUACUGUGCGCCGGGAUCCCGACAUUCGGCAUACUGAAGACCACCCCCUAGCUACACCUCUGCUUUCAUGUAGUUCUGCAGCAGAAUCAGUUGGUAGCAUUUGCACAUUUUCAUGGGCAGGGCUGAAAAGUUAGCAGUUGGGCAAAGUAUACAUGUCACACUUAUUCAUGAUACAAAUGUCAUUGGUUUUGACAUGAACUGAUAGAUGGUCAUAUUAUGAAUGCUGCUUUUGAUGGGUUAGAACAUACCAGUUGUGUCAAAUGGACAAAGGGCCCGAUCUGGAGAUGGAUGCUACCGUACAGCUGCUGCGAGUUUGUGCUGUGCGAUUAUAUGCAAAUAUCGCAGGAGGAGGUGUCUUGUGUAAAUAUGACGGCUUCUCUGAUCCGCUGCUGCGUCCGGAGACACAGCAUUGGAUUAUCUGCGUGAACAUCGGCCAUCUAAGUAACCCUCAGGUUUCUCAGGAGGAUUGGUGUUUUCACAGUAAAGCUGCUUCCAUGGAUGUAGCAACUGGCCUCAGCAUGGUCAAAAAGUAGGGCCGACUUGCCCCAUUUUCUGAAACACUGGCGGUCUCCGCCCCUUCUCCAUCCCCAAACAGCUGCAGUCUAUCAAUUAAUCUGUGGCUUAGGGGGCAAUACGACCAUCGAUGCAGAAACAGAUCUGCUCAUGCACAGGACACAUAAUGUGCAUGCUCAGAUCGCCUAACAUCGGAGAUGCACAAAGCAUCGGGUUUGCACAAAUCUCUGAAUUUGGCCCACAGAGCAGAAGAGCCCAUAUAAAAAUUUUUACCUUCAUUAGUUAUAUUGUGAGUUGUUGUUUUUUUUUUUUACAAGCCCCAAAAGCAAAUAAUAAAACGUUACCAAGCACAAUCUCACAAUAUCCAUGAUGUAUAAAUGUAAAGUACAUCCAAUUUGAAUGCAUAGAGCCUGUCUGUGGUAGUAACUGCUGUCUUAUAUGCAGAGAUACAGUACUGUUAAUUUGUGUGGUUCUUAUCAAGAACAAGGUUUGUCAGUGUGAACGCACUGAAUGAUUAACGGAAUGUGCAGAUGCAGGUCUGGAUUUCAUAAGGCGGCUCUUUUCCCGCACAAUACUUAUGUACAAAAGUGUACUGAGAAAAUCCAAAAGAAUGAACUGAUGAAAGUAAACCCGAGGAGGGAAUGAACUGUGUAGAAAAGUGCCACUGUGUAUACUGCAUAGUGAUAAGAACAGUGGCGGAUCUUGCUACGGGCACACAGGAUUUUUGCCCGGGGCACCGCCUUCCGGAGGGCGCCGCCGCCAUCCGGAGGGCGCCACCGCCGUGGCAAGAUCCGCUACUGGUGGUGCCCCCUGGUGCUGCGCGGUGCUGUGCUGUCACUGCUGUGUGUGAUUACGUCAUUGCACACCGCACGGCAUUGUGGGACUGGCACAUAGACGCUAGGGGUCAUAAUUGACCUCUAGUGUCUAUGCUGUGCUAUGGGAGGGACGUCCUGAUGUCUCUCCCAUAGAUCCGAGGAGCGGUGCCGGAGACCGGAGACGGAGGUCAACAGCGGUCGGGAAUCAGGAGCGGGGAUGGUAAGAAUUAAUUAUUAUUUUUUAUUUUUUUGCAAGUGGCACAACUCUACUGGGGGCACAAACGGGGCACAACUCUACUGGGGGCACAAAUGGGGGCAUAACUCUACUGGGGGCACAAACGGGGCACAACUCUACAGGGGGCAUAACUGACCAUGCCCCUAUUUUCGCCUGGGGUGCCACAAGGGCUAGAACCGGCCCUGGAUAAGAACACAAUUAUGUAAAAAUUACAAAUAUAAACAUAAAUACGUAUAUAAAUAUAAAUACAAUUAUAUAAAACCAAAGACAGCGCAGAGGCAGGGGGAGUAGUAGAGUAAGAUAGAGACUCACUGCAGCUUGUAGUGAUGGAUGACACAGGUGGAGUAGGGACAGUGGCAGCACUUGUGAGUGGUGGGCCCAGGUGUAAAAAUAUAAUCCUCCCCCCCUUCCUUCUGCACCCCAACCCAAAUUCACAAUGUGUCACACAGCACUGGAUGACGAGGAGAGGCCGAGGGUGACAUCGUAAGGCAAAGAGAGACAGUGGUUGACAGCAGAAGGGAGGGUGAGGCAGAGGGUGACAUGGGGAGGCAGUGGGUGACAGGGGUACAAGCACAAUGUCCUGUAUGGUGUGGAAAACAGGGGACAUGUACCCUGGUGGGGGCAGAAACACAGAGGCCUCUGCUCUGUCUGUGACAGGAACCACCACCCUUUGUACUUUACUCAGCCAGGCAGACUCUGACGGUGCCAGUUACACCAGUUGUGGCUGCCUUUAAUUCACAGACAGCAGUGAAUAAAAAAAAUAUACAGUUGACUGUUAUUAGAGGCAGUAUGUGGCUGUGAUCAUCUGCGCUGAUAGGUGGCAGGACUCUUGUGUCAGUUCGCAUACCUCCCAACUUUCAUGAUAUGCCAUUCAGGACUCCUGCGCAGCUUCACCUCCCGCUAUGCCUCCCAGUGUCCAUCACUUUAGGGGCAUACCCAGCGCUCUGUGAGCUGCUGGCAUGCCCCCAGUCCCUUUGACUGCCAUGAAUAGACUUACUGCUGCUCUACAGCUGAGCUGCGUGUGAUAGAGAGCCUCCCUACUGACACUGCGGCCCGCUGGUGGGACACAGGGACAGUCCCAAAAAACAGGACUGUCCCGCAAAAAUCGGGACAGUUGGGAGGUAUGAGUUCGGCACACACAAGGUCAGCCCUGCCUCCCAAAGGUAAGGGGCAGGUCCCUCAGACAGUGGUGCCCACCCUGCUCUCUGCACUGAGCCAUUUAUCCGGCAUUGCUCAAAAUGGUCUGCGGGGAGCCAGGGGAUAACUCAUUGCUGGUCUGGGCAGCAGUGGGCCCCUUAGUCCUCAGGGGCCCCGGUGCAAUGCACCUUCUGCACCAAAUAGUAGUUCCACCCCCGAGUAGAGUGUAAACAGCACUCAAUGGAGGCAGUUCAGUUUGAGGCGAUGGCCCUUAGUUUCAACUGCCAACACCAAGGUUGUAGAAUUUUCCUCACACUCCAAAGAGUUGUGCAGGAAAAUCUGUGAUGUUGGAUUACUAUAAUUACAAGUGAUAUGUGCAUCCACACAUUGCUUGGAAUUGAAUUAGCCCUAAUGAGCCUAUACCCACAAAGUGGGCAGAUAGACAGGAUCAGUGAGGUUGGAGAUGUAGGAGUGAGGGAAGUGAGUGAGGGCUUUAUAAAUGAAAAUAAAGAGUUUAAGUGAGGGUUAGAUGGAUGAGGAGCCAGUAACUCGGCUUGCAGAGGGGAACGGAUAACACACAUGUAAGCGGGGACUUAUGGUACAGUGUAGUGGUAACAAUAACAACAUGUAGAGAGAGUAGGCUUAGCAGGUUUUGUAGAGGGGUAAAUAGGGUGAGAUUGUUUUUAGAAAUACUGAGUAUGAGAAAGUGCUGGGGCAUAGGAGGUAGCAUAAAGACAGAGACAGGAGAGAGUACGGAGGGAGCAACACUGUGGUAUUUAUAAUGGGUGCAGUAUGUGCGGUGCACACAGACCCCCGGGAUACUGGGGGGACCACAUCGCACACCCUGCACCCAUUAUUUGUAAUUCUUACCCUCCGGAUUCCCACAGCAAAGCAGCAGCACUGCAGGAAUCACUGGGAAAAUGACACUGAGCCAUUUUCCCGGUGUUUUGUGCAUGCACAGUAGGAAAACCACUGAGAAAAUGGCCACUGCACCAUUUUUCCAGAGAUCUGCGCAUGUGCGCUAGACUUUGGGACAGCGCUAGGGUCCCCUAGGGACCCUAGUUCCCAGAGUCACAGCGCUGCCGCCGGCUAGAGAGUAGAGGGCCCCGACAGCCUGCACACGGACCUCCUCCUCUUUCCCCAGGGAGCGACGUCAUGGGAGGAGAGGUGAAUUUUGGUUUCAUCAGCAUGGAAGUAAAAGUAGGUGAUGAGAUCUCUAAUGAAGGAGAAAAGGGGGACAAGAACAGACCAUGGAGAUUACUAACAUGAUACCAGGGCUGAAACUAGGAUUUCUGUCACCCAGGACAAGGCAGUAAUAUGCCCCAUCCCCCCCCCCCCCCUCCUCCCCGAAGCCAGAUAAGUAAUUUUAUCUUAUGAAAAUGUAUAAUAAAUACGUACAAUAAACUUUGCUCUUGACCUGUAUACAAUGAGCAGGUUGCUGUGCAUUAAUAUGUUUAGUCAUCUGGUAGAUCAGAGGAAAGUGAUAUGUAGAAAUUAAAGCAAUAGGUGUAUUUAAGACAAUAUUAAUUUAUUUCAACGUGACACAGUGGUGCUGAUGAUGAGUGCGCCAUUCUAGGUAAUGUAUGCGUGUGUGAAAUCGCUCUGCACAUGUCUAGAACAGCGGGUGCACAUAUAUGCAGAUUUGUGUCAUUCUGACACUGAUGUCGCUUGUGGCUGGAUAGACAUGACAGAAGUACAAUAACAAUGGGGAUAAUUCUGAGUUGAUCGCAGCAGCAAGUUUGUUAGCAGUUGGGCAAAACCAUGUGCACUGCAGGUGGGGCAGAUGUAACAUGUGCAGAGAGAGUUAGAUUUGGGUGGGUUAUUUUGUUUCUGUGCAGGGUAAAUACUGCCUGCUUUAUUUUUACAGUGCAAUUUAGAUUGCAGUUUGAGCACACCACACCCAAAUCUAACUCUCUCUGCACAUGUUAUAUAUCUGCUCUCCCCCCUGCAGUGCACAUGGUUUUGCCCAACUGCUAACAAACAUCCUGCUGUGAUCAACUCAGAAUUACCCCCAAUAUGUGUGUGAUCUGUUAAUAGUUGUAGGAAGCCCUAUAUGUCUCUGAGAAAUGAAUAUUGUGUGAGGGUGGUUGGGGGCAGGUGAGAAUAAUGGCUUAUGGUGAUUCCCAGCACUGGCGCUUAUGAAUGAUAGUUGCUGAUUGACGACACGUAUGGGACAUUUUUACUCAUUUUCAUGGAAUAUAAUCAGUAUAUUAAUCAAUAGGAAUCUGAUACAUUUCUGCUGUAAUGGGGCGUUCUUGCGUAGGGUAGAGAGCAAGUUGACAGAAAUGUGCAGAUCUGUGCAUACCCGUGAUUACACCUGUUUUUGGAUAGGGCUGGGGAAAGUUCACACUGAUAAUGGUGUCAGCAAUUAAGUCAAGUAUACAUAUAAGGUAGUCAUGCCACCAAAAUGAGCAGAACUCUGCAUAUUGGUGAAUAUACGCAUUAUUAUGUGUACAGAAUGUAUUUACAGUCAACUAGCAACUAGAGUUGUGUGUAUAAAUCCAUGCUGCCCUGCAGAGAGGAGGGAAUGAAGAUGUAACGUGUGCAGAUAGAUUUGGAGUUGGAAGAAGAAGAGGGUGCAUCCUAGCUAGCAUUACCAGUGAACAGGUAGUUUUUUUUCUCAUAGCUACAUUGAUUCAGUCUCAAGGUGUGUACAGUACACACGGUGAGAUUCGGGCUAACCCCUAAUCUCACUAUGCGACGGGGACUAAGUCGGUAUCGCAAGCACAUAAUGACUGAGGAGAUAGUCAAAAUUGACUUUCCUUGACUGGUCGACAUGAGUUAAGUCGUCAUACUUUGGAUCGACCACGUUUGGUCGACAUGAUCAUUAGGUCGACAUGAAACAAAGGUCGACAUGUUUUUUUUACUUUUUUUGUGUUGUUUUCUUCGUAAAGUGACGGGGAACCCCAAUUAGUGCACCGUGACCCCUCGCAUGGCUCACCUCGCUCUGUUACCGUUCCCAAUUGUAGUCCACAUGGAUCGUUACUUAUGAAAAGGUCAAAAAAAUUGGAAAAACUCACGUCGAACUUUUUCCAUGUCGACCUAAUGACCAUAUCGAUCUAGUGAUCAUGUCGACCUAAUGCAUGUCGACCAAACGUGAUCCACCUAAUGCAUGUUGACCACACGUGGUCGACCCAAUGUAUGUCGACCUAACUCGUCAACCUAAUGACCGCCCUCCGUUCUAGUCUGCCGUCAAAUUCUCUGUUUCUGUGUAAUACUCAUGAUAUUCAUAGUCACCAGCUAUUAGUACAUACUGCCAUUUUAUGAACAGGUUUAAUAGUAAUAAAUAAGCAUGGUAUAUUACAUAUAUUAAGUGCCUUUACAUGUUUUUGGCUAACUCUAUAUAUAUUUUAUUGUUAAAAUUAGUUUUAAGAAGACACAGCCACACCCACAGCCAAGUAUUAAGUCAUAGAGGUAAAUUUACUAAGAUGGGAGUUCUAUUUAAGAUGGGAUGUUGCCCAUAGCAACCAAUCAUAUUCCAGGUAUUAUAUUCUAGAAGGUGUUAGAUAAAUGAGAAGUAGAAUCUGAUUGGUUGCUAUGGGCAACAUCCCAUCUUAAAUAGAACUCCCAUCUUAGUAAAUUUACCCCAUAGUCUGAAAAGCUGCAUUAAGUCUUUGUAAAUGGUCAAUUCCACUGAAAUUUGUUAAAACAACAAUAGAAAACAUUAAAGCAGAAUCUUUUGGCAACAUAACUUUUGCGAAUCCUAUAUAAUAAAAGGCUAACACUGCACCUCACCUCUAUGGGGGGAAUUCAAGUGUUUUGCACGCCGGCGGCCACUAGAUGGCACCCAACGGAGCAAUUCAAUUGUUGAUCAAUUCGGGUGCGCACAGCUGCCGGCGUUGACAUUACUGUUUUGUUGUUCAACAUUUUGAGGGUCUGGUAACUAGUUGCGUUACAAGGGCGGUAUUCAAUUGUUUGAAAAGUCAGUUGGGUGUCUGUUUUUUCCUAUCUAAUAGACAGGAAAAAACAGACCCGCAACCGACUUUUCAAACAAUUGAAUACCCCCCUAAAUGUUCAGAGCACAUUUAAGGUGAAUUUUGAUAUGGCCAGAGCACCUUUGUGUCUUCAAGUAGUCAGCGAUCAUAUAACCUUUAUUCAUAUUACAGUAAUGUUCUUAGCAGUAGAGAGUAUUUUAGCAGAAGAGUGAGCUGGUUUUGUGGGAGGCUGCACCCUGUCCACUCAUGAUUACGGCCUAAUUUACGGGCCUGAUUCAGAGGGUGGACUCAAAUGUCACCUCCGCUACGUCUUUGUAGUAUGUACAGAGCAUCUGUGCAACAAAAUGGAAAUGCUGCAGUAGGCAGAUGAUCUGCUGCCUGCGUCCACAGACGCAGCCUCUGGCUUUGGCAUGCCCAUAAAAUUAGUCUGUUGCCUCCAUUUUCUGGAGUGCGUCUUGUAACUGCCCCAAAAUGCCUGCAGCCACCAAUCUGGAUGCAACUUACAGGGAGCUGUGGCUACGGUGCAUGUGCAGUCCUCAAAACAUGUGUCAUGUGUGACCGGAUCAGGACUGAAUCCAUGGCCCCUAUAUCCAGGAAGUCAGGGCUGAAUGUGUUAUUCUUCACAGCUGUUCCCAUAUUGAGGGUGCCCCUUCAAUGCCAAGAAUACCAGCGUCAGGUGGCAUCGAUGGGGAAUUUUUAUGGGAGGGCUUUUGAUGACCUCAUCCCCAUGUAACAUGACCAUGCUUGUGUUGGCAUACAGUGACAUAGUUCGCAUCCUGAUCAGAUUAGGAAAUCUACAAAUUGUGAGGUCUGAAAUCAUAAUGUGAGGCCGGGAGGCGAGCAGGAAACCAGAGACUGAGAAACAGUAGAAGGAGCAGGGUCCUCCACAAGAGAUUAAUGCCGCGAGGUCCGUGUCACACUGAUGCAAGAAUAUUGCAGGGUAACACACCACUAUAUCACACUUGCCUGCUAUGUUUCUGUUCCCACCUGGGGGGGAAAUGCAGGUGACUUCGGUGAGGACAGAGCAAACCACCUGAGGUGCAAUGCUGCAUCAUCACACAGGGAGCAGAGCCGCUGAGACUUCCAUCAUCUCCUGCGGUACUGGACACUGACCUGCUCUCCCGGACCGUUCCAAGGGAGUAGGCAUGUGUGCACUAUGGGGGUCAUUCCGAGUUGUUCGCUCGUUAUUUUUUUCUCGCAACGGAGUGAUUAGUCGCUAAUGCGCAUGCGCAAUGUCCGCAGUAUGACUGCGCCAAGUAAAUUUGCUAUGCAGUUAGGUAUUUUACUCACGGCAUUACAAGGUUUUUUCUUCGUACUGGUGAUCGUAAUGUGAUUGACAGGAAGUGGGUGUUUCUGGGUGAAAACUGUCCGUUUUAUGGGUGUGUGCGAAAAAACGCAGCCGUUUCUGGGAAAAACGCGGGAGUGGCUGGAGAAACGGGGGAGUGUCUGGCCGAACGCUGGGUGUGUUUGUGACGUCAAACCAGGAACGAAACUGACUGAACUGAUCGCAGAUGCCGAGUAAGUGUGGAGCUACUCAGAAACUGCUAAGAAGUGUCUAUUCGCAAUUCUGGUAAUCUUUCGAUCGCAAUUUUGAUAAGCUAAGAUACACUCCCAGUAGGCGGCAGCUUAGCGUGUGCAAAGCUGCUAAAAGCAGCUUGCGAGCGAACAACUCGGAAUGACCACCUAUGUGAAACAAAAUGUAUUCAUCCAACUUAGCAAAACAGAAAUUUGAUUUUCCAUUUGUAAUAAUUUGUCAGCAAACGUCUCCAUGCAGUGCAUUGUGAACCAUCUUCCUUAUAUACUGUGACAUAAGACCCAUGGUAAAGCCCCUGAAGCACACACUGAGCAUAGAGGCUUGGAAUAACCCAUAGAUAUGACAUCACGGUUCUUAGUGCAAGUCACUAAAUAAUGUCUAGAAAUAAAAAUAUGUCAGUCUUAUGUAUUCCAUAUGUACCCCACAGCAGUAUAGGGUUCUUUAUCAUUUGUAACAUUACACAGUGCUGUGAGAGUUCGAUGAAUGAUUUGUUGAAAUCUGAAUAUCAUAAUACUUGCAACCCCGUCGUGACAAUAGAUAACCUUCACCAACUAAUAAAGUUGCUGCACUGUUUACUGCCACGCUCUUCUCGCCUGUACUUGUAUCUGCAGACAGUAGCCACACCAGACAGCAAUGUACACCAACUGUGAAGCGCUUUAUGGAAGCUGGAGCAGUGACUUCUCUGUUAAGCACAUCAUUUUGUACAAUAAAUUUGCACUGUUUGUUGAUUUAUAUUGGUUUGUGAAAUAUUCUAUUUGUAUAAAUAAACUGACAAUUACUUAG